CUUAAACGCCCCUGAUAAUUUAAAAUGCCUGAGAAUUUGCUUUUUAGUAUUUAAUGCAGUUCAGCAGGAUGUUUCAAGGGGGGAAGUUCAGAACAAUAUCUGUAGUCGCCCCUGAGCAGAAAUCUGUAGUAGCCCCAGGGCAGAAAUCUGUAGUCGCCCCUGGGCAGAGAUCGUUUGUCACUCCUGGGCAGAGAUCUGAGAUAUUUGUAGUCGCCCCUGUGCAGAGAUCUGUAGUCGCCUCUGAGCGAAGAUCAGUGGUUACUCCUGGGCAGAGAUCUGUAGUCGCUCCUUGGCAGAGAUCUUUAGUCACCCCUGGGCAAAGAUCAGUAGUAGCCCCUAUGAAAAGAUCCUACAUACUGCUAUUUUUUAUGAUUUACCUUUUCCCCCAUGUGACAUCGAAUUCAUCAUCUCCCCAAGAAACAAGAAACAAGUUACUAUUUCAAGAGGAGAAGAUAUGGCAAGAGGUUUUACUUCAGAAUAUUAAUUCUAUUGCAGAACUGACCCGACAGACAACAGCCAAGGAAAUCCAGCAGUAUUUAUCUAGUCCUGUAAAAACUGGUGAACUGCUUCUGGAAUUAAAUAUUGCUCGCCUAAUCCCCAAGGGUAGUAUGGUGUCUGAAAUGGUUUCCGAUGAAGUAAGCUUGCAAAGUUUAAGAUCAAGAAUAGGAGAGACAAUUAAAAGAUUGUCAAGGGAUGAACCUUGUGAAGUAAUGGGUCUCAAGGAUAUGGAAGCUGAAAAAGAAAAGCUAACAAGUUCAUUAAGAGAUAUUUUAACUGAAUAUUCGCUUCUCAGUCAGAAUAAGGUGGCCGACUGUUUCUUAAAUAGUACCAGAUACUCUGGGUCUGAUUAUGUGAAUGGCAGUAUUAUCGAAGGAAUAGCUCCAGAUCUUGUGUCUUGUCAGAACGCCUGUAUUGAUGAGGAGGAAUGUAAAUAUUUCAUCUAUUUCACUACAGAUCAUCCACAACAAUUCAAACAUAAAUAUUGUCGUCUUCUACGGUUUAAAGGAGAGGUGGAAGCAAACAAACCUGGGCAUAUUUCAGGUCCUAAAAUGUGUCCAGAUAUAUUCUAUCCGCAAAUAUUUGCCAAGAAUCUGCUAUCUGCAGUUGAGAUUUACAAGGAAGGGUUCAGAUCUAUUAUUUGCAAUGGAACUGCAACAAGACAAAGCAGUAUGAAAAUCAUUGAAAAGGUCUACACACUCACUGAUGAGGAAAAAGACGAAAUGAGGAGAGAUAUCAACGCUGAGAUUUGUAAAUCAUGUUCAUUUUCUAGAAAUUGUCCACACUCUCCACAGUGGAAUAUAAUCAGAUUAAAGCUGGCUAAGUUCUCUUCAGACCUUGGAUACAUUGAAACCAAUAUUGUGAAGGAGCUCCGAGGUUUAGGACAAAAUAUCUCUCUCACCCAACACCAGCAAAAUAAAACGCUCGCUUUUGAAAUGAGAUUGAGACAAGUUUUCAAAGACAAAAUUCAGAAUACGAAAGAGUGUCUUCUCCUGAAACAGACAGAAACCGGGGAUACAAAUUCACUAUUCCCUGUUGAGCUGCAGAUUGCUGAAAAUUUAUCACAAACAUCAGAAAGUAGGGUAGGACCUCUCCCCUCUGAAAGCUCUUCAGGACCUUUUCUUACAGAAAGUACGUCAGGACCACUCCUUACAGAAAUUACGUCAGAACCUCGUAUCACAGAAAGUACGUCAGGACCGCUUCUUACAGAAAUUACGUCAGAACCUCGUAUUACAGAAAGUACGUCACGACCACUUCUUACAGAGAGCACGUCAGGACCUCUCAUCACAGAGAGCACGUCAGGACCUCUCAUCACAGAAAGCACGUCAGGACCUCUCAUCACAGAAAGCACGUCAGGACCUCUAAUCACAGAAAGAACGUCAGGACCUUUUACCACUCAAGUUCCUCCAUCAGCAGAGCAAACAACAAAAUGUUCAAAUUUGAACAAUUUUGGAUUCCGACUCCUUAGAAGGUUUAAUUUUUGUGAUACAAUUGUGGAUAUUUCAACAACUACACAAACAACAACAGCCAGGGCAACAACAACAACAGUGAGUUCUACUGUUCAAGCCGACCAACAAUCAUUCUUGUUUAAUUAUCUCAGAUCUAGAUUUCAAGAUAAUUAAUUUUAAGAAAUAAAAUAAAAAUCUUACU
Molecule: messenger RNA, 2148 nt
Organism: Eurytemora carolleeae
Lineage: Eukaryota; Metazoa; Arthropoda; Copepoda; Calanoida; Temoridae
Exons: 11
Coding region: 54-2120 (688 amino acids)
Biological process (GO): proteolysis
Cellular component (GO): extracellular region
Molecular function (GO): protein binding
Source: RefSeq, a predicted model, not a curated record